CAUCAUAAUAUUUACCUUUGAGUUAGCCUCAGAUCUGAUGGUCCUCGCUUCACCUUAUAGAAUUGGGUUAUCAUACAAAUUUAAGUAAACUUUUUUUUCCUUUUAGAAGUAGGGAUAUAGAGAGAGAGAUAAAACAGCCAAAGCCCCUCCCUAUACACGGCUGAGUAAGAGAGAGAUAGAAAGAGCAGUGGCUGCAGAGCUUAUCUCCGCCAAGUGUAUUUUACUCUAGAAUCAAAGAGAAAAAAGAAAAAGAAAGCUUAAUGGGGGAGGAAGAAAAGAAGCCAGCAGCAGAAGAGAAGAAACCAGAGGAGCAAAAACCAGAGGAAACAAAAAAAGCAGCAGAAGGAGACAAAGCUGAAAAGAAGGAAGAAGAAAAACCUGCUGCUGCUGAUAAACCACCAGCUGGGGAAGAAAAGAAAGAAGACAAGAAGCCAGAUGAAGCAAAAGAAUCCAAAGAUGAAUCACCUCCACCUCCUCAAGAAAUUAUUAUGAAAGUCUAUAUGCAUUGCGAGGGUUGUGCUCGCAAGGUUCGCCGUUGUCUAAAGGGCUUUGAUGGUGUUGAAGAUGUAAUAACCGACUGCAAGAGUAGUAAGGUUGUUGUGAAGGGAGAGAAGGCGGAUCCACUUCAGGUUUUAGCUAGAGUACAAAGGAAGAGCCAUAGGCAGGUUGAGCUCAUCUCUCCAAUCCCGAAACCACCGUCUGAGGAGGAGAAGAAGGCGGCUGAAGAGAAAGAGAAACCCAAACCUGAAGAGAAGAAAGAAGAGCCCCCGGUGAUAAUAGUGGUGCUAAAGGUUUACAUGCAUUGUGAAGCCUGUGCAAUGGAAAUCAAGAAACGGAUACAAAGAAUGAAAGGUGUGGAAUCAGCUGACCCAGAUCUAAAAAGCUCAGAAGUAACUGUGAAAGGAGUGUUUGAUCCUCAAAAACUAGUAGAGUACGUGCGCAAGAGAACAGGAAAGCAUGCGCUGAUAGUAAAGCAAGAACCAGCAGAGAAAAAGGGUGAAGGAGAGGAAAAAGGUAAAGAAUCAAAAGAAGAGAAAAAAGAAGCAGCAGCAGCAGGAGCACCGGAUCAAGAAGGUGACAAAGAAAAGAAAGGUGGCGAACAAGAAGAUAACAAAGAAAAGAAAGAAGGCGGCGGCGGCGGUGAUCAAGGUGAAGCCAAACCAGAAGAAGCACAAACGGAAGAGACCAAAGUUAUUGAACUGAAAAAGAACGAGUAUUACUAUUACCCACCAAGGUAUGCGAUGGAGUUGUAUGCUUACCCUCCUCAGAUCUUUAGUGACGAGAACCCCAAUGCAUGUUCUGUUAUGUAAAAAUAUAAGGAAAUCGGGGGCAAAGCUGCGAUUUGGGGUUAAAAAAAUUGGGUCGUAAUCUGCCCAUCAUCAGUCCUGCUCUUUCUUUCUCAAAUACAUGUGCGCCCUUUUGUACUUCUUGGUGAAAGUUAUAAUCUACAGAUAAGCUGUAGAAUUUUGUGAAUCUUGUACUGUUUUUUUUUUUCUUUUUAUUAUUUCUUUUAAAAACUUUCCCAACUUUUGAUAUAUAUAAAUAAAUAAUAUAGUAGCAUAUUAAAAUUCUGAAA
This is a messenger RNA of Ricinus communis (castor bean), 1576 nucleotides long. RefSeq names its product heavy metal-associated isoprenylated plant protein 7. Gene Ontology annotation, molecular function: metal ion binding. NCBI's taxonomy places the organism in Eukaryota, Viridiplantae, Streptophyta, Magnoliopsida, Malpighiales, Euphorbiaceae. The record is from RefSeq and is a predicted model, not a curated record. The transcript has 5 exons. Bases 261 to 1310 code for a protein of 349 amino acids.